AGUUUUCCCCCAAAUCUGUGUUCUUCCUCAUGAAACCGAAUCCUCCAGCUGUGGCGUCCCAGGCGCCCGCCCCUCGCCCGCCGCCUCCCUUGGCGCCCCUGUCCUCACCCUGCGCUGUCCGUGCACCGCGGACCCGCUGUCCCCAGCGCCUCUGCCCCUUGCCUUGAAGAUGAAGGUUUGGCUGCUGCUGGGUCUUCUGCUGGUGCACGAAGCGCUGGAGGAUGUCACUGGCCAACAUCUCCCCAAGAACAAGCGUCCAAAGGAGCCAGGAGAGAACAGAAUCAAGCCUGCCAACAAAAAGGUGAAGCCCAAAAUUCCUAAAAUAAAGGACAGGCUCUCAGCGGAUUCAACGCCAAAGACACCAUCUAUAAUGAUGCAAAUGAUGGAUAAAGGACGCUUCCAGAAGCCCGCUGCCACCCUGAGUCUGAUGGCGGGGCAAACGCUAGAGCUUCGAUGUAAAGGGAAUAAAAUCGGAUGGAGCUAUCCCGCCUACCUUGACACCUUCAAGGACACCCGCCUCAGCGUGAAGCAGCACGAGCGCUACGGCCAGCUGACCCUGGUCAACUCCACCGCGGCCGACACCGGCGAGUUCAGCUGCUGGGGGCAGCUCUGCACCGGCUACGUGUGCAGGAGGGAUGAGGCCAAGACCGGCUCCACCUACAUCUUCUUUACAGAGAAAGGAGAACUCUUUGUACCUUCUCCCAGUUACUUUGAUGUUGUCUACUUGAACCCGGACAGACAGGCUGUGGUUCCUUGUCGAGUGACGGUCCUGUCAGCCAGAGUCACGCUCCACAGAGAGUUCCCGGCCAAGGAGAUCCCAGCCAAUGGGACGGACAUUGUUUACGACGUCAAGAGAGGCUUUGUGUACUUGCAACCUCACUCCGACCACCAGGGGGUGGUCUACUGCAAGGCGGAGGCUGGGGGCAAGUCUCAGAUCUCCGUGAAGUACCAGCUGCUCUACGCCGAAGUUCCCAGGGGCCCCCCGUCCACAACCAUCUCGGCGUCGGCCAACAAAGUGAAAGGUGGGGAUGACGUCAGUGUCCUCUGCACUGUCCUCGGGGAGCCGGACGUCGAGGUGGAGUUCAGGUGGAUCUACCCAGGGCAGAAGGAUGAAAGGCCCGUGACGAUUCAAGACACUUGGCGGCUGAUCCACCGAGGACGCAGACACACCACCAGGAUCUCCCAGAGCGUCCUGACCGUCGAAGACCUGGAGACCAUCGAUGCCGGCGAUUACAUCUGCACGGCUCAGAACCCCCGAGGACAGACGACAGUAGCUACCACUGUUGAGUUUUCCUGACUUGGGAAGUGAAGUCUAACGGACUGAUGCAAAGCCCACGUGUGAACACAACUAGCUCCGGGGUUCUUCUGACUUCUGCUUUGCCUGAGGCCGAUGUCCAGCGCCAAACCCCAGGUCCUGCCUUGUGAGUCAGACCCAGACAUCCGAGCUAAACGGAAGUCACCGGGUCUAAUAACAGAAGUGUUAACUCCUCUAACAGAAAGCAUGUAUUCUGAUUGCUGACCUACGUAUAUGCACUUCUAGUUUUUAUACUAAGAAGGCAUAUAUGUAAACAAUGUCAUAUAAUCAUUUCUAUUAAAUGAGCAAGUUUUGUAAAAAAUAAAAAAUGGGCCAAGGGCUCGUUUUUAAAGUUGGCUUGACGCACAUCCAGGAGGACUUGUUGGCAGCAACGUUUGCAUCAAUACCUAACAUUCUAUUCGAUACAACAGCCACAGUGCAUGAGAAUCUAAAAAUGCAGUUUAUGUAGUUCAAUAAUAUAUGGACUUUGUAUCGUAUGAAGAUAUCAAAAACAUGUCAACUUUUCCUUAAACCGCUGUACUCAGAAGUAGUUCUAGAUUAGACAUUCAGAAAGAACCAGAGCAUGUAUUUUUAAAAGGUUAACUUUCAAGGUAAAAUUAGAUGCACCAAUCAAGGAAGAGUCAGCCUCAUUUAGGUUUUUUUUUCUUUACGAUCUUCAGAAGUAUUUAGACUGUAGCUAUUCCAAUUUUCUUACCUUGUACAGCAGAAAUGACACACGUAGCUUCAAAUUUAGAAAAGAAAACCUGAGUCUAGCUCCGUGAGCCAAAUUUCAGCCCAGGACCAAUGCUGUGGUUGCCUUGGGAAUUCUUGGGCAGUGGGUUAAGAGGCAGAGUGACGUUGGUUCCUGUGCUGUGAGAAGGGCUCCAUGCUGGGUAACACUUCGGAGAGUGACAUACGUCAGAGGAUGCAGAUCUCACGUUGAAUAUUCCAGCAUUAUUUAUUUGAUCAGAGUAAAAUACAUUAUCCAUCAUCACUACAAACUGAGCACAACUACAGUUGUUUACACAUCCAUACUUUUAUGACGUGCCCACAUUUUGCAUCCUAAGUGAAACAUUUGAUUUGAAAAUAAUCUUAACAUUCUGUUUUGUUUCCUAUCUUCUCUCCUGUUGUCUCCCAUUCUCUGAAGACACUUUAUAUUAAUUGUGUAAGAAUGAUUUCCCCAGACACCUCAGUGGCACGGAGGACAGCGGGGAAAGUACCAUGCUUAAGGGAUGCAUGGUAAACCCGACUCCGGCCAAUGACGUGGAGAACAACCUGGAAGGGUAAGCAGAGAGAGAGAUUCCAGGGGGUGGCAGUGAACCUACGUUCCCACUUAUCAGAAACAAACAUGGAAGGUUACACACAUAAUAAACUGUUGAAGGUUAAGGACUUCAGACACAAUCACUAGUAAAACAAAAACAUGCAUCAGGACUGUCAGUCUGCUACGUAGUGUACAUGUAAGUGAUGACUCGAAGAUCCACCUCUAGUGUCCUGAGUCUGUCCUUACUACAGGGGUUAUCUGUACAGCCGUCGAACGUCAGCAACGCCGAGUAGUAAAUACUGAGCACAAGGUCGACACACGCAGGCAGAGGAAGAAAAAGCCAUGGUUCUUCCUCCCUCCCCCCACCUCCCCGGAGUAUGAGAACUGGAGGAGGGAAUAAAUGAAGUUUUGGAAAGAAACUGAAAUGCAACUUGGAGAAGAGUUGUAUAAGCCACAUUUCCCCUCGUCGGCUGACCACUCCGCCACCUUCCCAAGGACAGGAGGACUGCGUCAAGGUGCACGGUAACUUAGUCUUAUCUCGCCAGACUUGCUGUUCUGUUAUCAAGGUGACCCCGCUCAUCAGUAAGCACUGAACCCUGUCUUUCUCAGUUCUGCCAGCCAGUGACUUCCUCAUUCUUCCAUCUCUCUAGGGUUUCCCAAAAUUUGCACUAUUGGAUCCAGGCCUUGGUUUAUUUGGAACGUGGUUCAGCACCCUGAAGAUGCGCUGGCUCCGGAAAAGCAUGUUCCUUGUCCCCGAGAAAAGCAGGAAGGAGGUAGAAGGUUGGCUUUUGUGGCACUGAAGGGGGGAGAAAGGAAAAGACAGGAAAUGGGAAUAGUGGGAGAGAAGACAGUUUAAAUCACUGAGGAUAGCUCAGAUCAAGGUAAAAAUAAGGCAGAAGGAAUACCGUUCGUACUGCCCUUUCUUUAUACAGAUUUUUAAAAGCAAAAUUAGGAUUCUACAUAUGCUUAUAGCCUGAGGAAAUGGAUUGUAGUAUUUUAGGUUCACAUGGGUAAGUUAAAAAAAAAAUCUAGCUAGUUUCAACUGACAUGGCUGGACACUGAGAGGC
Vicugna pacos (alpaca) is the source of this 3622-nucleotide messenger RNA. RefSeq names its product platelet derived growth factor receptor like (gene PDGFRL). The record is from RefSeq and is a predicted model, not a curated record. NCBI's taxonomy places the organism in Eukaryota, Metazoa, Chordata, Mammalia, Artiodactyla, Camelidae.